AAGAGUUCACGGAUUUAUUCUUUAUUUAGUGAAAGAAAAAAGAAUUAUUUAGGUUGAUUAUUUUUUUAUGCUUAGAAUGAAAUGCAUAUUAAACUAAAAAAGAUAAUUAUGGAAUAAUGUAUCUACUUUUACAAAGUUAUAAGCUAGCUUCCUGUGUGCUACAUACAUUACUUUCUCGGUUGACAAAUGCUCAAAUCCAAAUGUAAACAAACACAUGGCAAUGGCGAGUUUUCGAUCUCUGAAGGGCCUUGUCUCCCUAGUGACAGGAGGAGCUUCUGGAUUAGGAAAAGCCACCGUUGAACGAUUAAUUGAGCAAGGUGGAAAAGUUGUGCUAUGCGAUCUCCCUACUUCAAAGGGUGACGAGGUUGCAAAAGAAUUAGGAGAUCAAUGCAUAUUUUCACCAACUGAUGUUAGUUCUGAAAGUGACAUCCAAAAAUCAUUAAAUAUUGUUAAAGACAAAUUUGAGAAGCUUGAUGUUGUUGUCAACUGUGCUGGUGUUAGCAUUGCAUUCAAAAUUUUUAAUUUUCUGAAAGAUCGUGCUCAAAAACUGUCAGACAUGGAAAAAAUAAUAGAGGUUAAUGUUGGUGGUACGUUUAAUGUCAACAGGUUAGCUGUAGAAAUGAUAGCAAAAAAUACUCCUGAUGCUGACGGACAGAGAGGAGUGAUAAUCAACACAUCUGGUAUUUCUGCAUUUGAAGGACUUGUUGGCCAAACAUCAUUUGCUGCUAGUUGCCAUGCUAUUACCUCAAUGACUCUUCCUAUGGCUAGAGAUCUGGCUCCUGAAGGUAUACGCUGUAAUACGAUAGCUCCGGGCUAUAUGGCAACUGCUUUAAACAGUACUCUACCUCCUGAAGUUGUAAAUUUCAUAGCCGAUGCUACACCUUUCCCAAAAAGGUUUGGAUAUCCUGAAGAAUUUGCACACUUAGUUCAAUGUAUAAUAGAAAAUUCAAUGUUGAAUGGUGAAGUAAUAAGAUUAGAUGGUGGAACUAGGUUUAAUAUAUAGAAUUUAAUAAUGUUAUCAAUUUCAUAUAGUAUUUUUUUUCAAUUAGCAUAUUAAAAUAUCAUACCUUGAAUCAUUAAAGUGUGUUGUUGGUGUUUUA
Parasteatoda tepidariorum (common house spider) is the source of this 1100-nucleotide messenger RNA. Its product is annotated as 3-hydroxyacyl-CoA dehydrogenase type-2. Gene Ontology annotation, cellular component: mitochondrion. Lineage: Eukaryota; Metazoa; Arthropoda; Arachnida; Araneae; Theridiidae. Gene Ontology annotation, molecular function: estradiol 17-beta-dehydrogenase [NAD(P)+] activity. The record is from RefSeq and is a predicted model, not a curated record. Gene Ontology annotation, biological process: fatty acid metabolic process; estrogen metabolic process; androgen metabolic process.